Alternaria conjuncta is the source of this 1017-nucleotide messenger RNA. RefSeq lists its product as uncharacterized. Bases 1 to 1017 code for a protein of 338 amino acids. Gene Ontology annotation, molecular function: hydrolase activity. The transcript has a single exon. The record is from RefSeq and is a predicted model, not a curated record. Lineage: Eukaryota; Fungi; Ascomycota; Dothideomycetes; Pleosporales; Pleosporaceae.
AUGGACUCAUUCACCGCAGGCGACAUCACCCACCAAAAUGGUGAGGUCACGCACUACUACGAAGGAGGCUCUGCAGACGGCACUCCCCUAAUCUUCAUCCACGGCUGGCCCGACAUCGCAGAAUCAUGGAAACACCAACUCGCACAUUUCGCUGCCUCAUCAAAAUACCGUGUCAUUGCACCUGACAUGCGCGGCUACGGCGACUCAACGGCACCCCAGAAGAAAGAGUCUUACCGCCUUGAAGUCCUCGUUCCCGAGCUCGUUGAGUUCGCCUCAAAGCUAGGCAUCAAGAAAGCAGUAUGGAUCGGUCACGACUGGGGCUGCGGCGUCACCAACGCACUUGCCGCACACUACCCUGAACUCUUCAUUGCCAUGGCAAACCUCUGCGUCCCCUACCGAAGCGUGGAACUGGGCCUCGAUUACCUCAAGAGCACUAUCAACCGCGACCUCUACCCUGAAAGCGAGACCGAGUGGGGAAACUGGGAGUACAUGCGGUACUACGAGGUGAAACCCGAGCAAAGCGUCAAAGCGUUCGACGGCCACUUGGAUGUCAUCACCAAGAUCCUGUAUGUGAAGGGCGAUGACAGUAAGUGGGGCCAGCCCUCACCCACAAGCCGUGUCUUGAGAGACGGAGGUUGGUUUGGUGGUCAUCCGGAGAACCUUCCUGACAUCCCACUUUCGUACACAUCGUUGGAUGAGCAUCUUUAUGAAAGCCUGCUGAAGAGCAAGAAGAAGCAUGGGUUCUUCGGUGCGAACGCAUACUACUUCAACCACGAAGCGAACGUCGAGUAUGCGAAGAGCCAGAAGAACGAUGGUGUGUUGGAGUUUCCGUUCCUGUACAUUGAUGCGAAGUACGAUGCUGUGUGCUCGCCUAGUGUGCAGCCGAAGUUGGCGGAGAGGAUGAAGCGGGAUGUGAAGAAUUUAACCUAUGAGACUAUUGAGUCGUCGCAUUGGGUACAGUUGGAGAAGCCGAAAGAAGUUAAUGAGGCGUUGGAGAAUUGGCUCGCUACCUUGUGA